AUAAAGUUAGAGAGAGAUUAAACAGAGAGCGAGCGGAGGAGAGAGGACUAUCACUCCCACUCUGCCACUUUCUCCCACACCGUGAUUAUUUUCUCGGGAAAGUGACAGAAGACAACUGAAAAUGGUGGUCAAGAAAAGUCAAUCAGCAACCCAUUUGGUCAAGGAUUCAAAGGUGGAAGUUUGCAGCAAUGAAGAUGGCUUCAAGGGCGCAUGGUUCCCCGCCAAAAUCAUCGACUCGAAGCCCCUGAUUCCGGCGACGAAGAAGAAAAGAAAGAGCUUUUCUGACGGCAGCAGCAACUCCUUCUCACCAACCAAGGCUGUGGUCCAGUACGAGACUCUGCUCUCCGACGACGACCCGGACAAGCCCCUGACGGAGUUUGUCGAGAUGGGUCAAAUCCGGCCGGUGCCUCCGGACGACAAUGUCGACAGGCCCUUCGAGCCCGGCGACAAAGUCGACGCCUUUCACCUCGACGCGUGGUGGCCCGGGGUUGUGAUCAAGCGCGAGGAGGAUGAGUACACGGUGGGGUUCAUGUACCCGCCUGAUCUGCUUGUGGUGCGGCGGUCCGAAUUGCGUUCUCACUGGGAUUUGGCGGACGGCGUUUGGGUCCGAGCCAAAAAGGAGAUGAUGAUGGUAUCAAAUUUCAGCCCUGGGACAGCAGUUGAAAUGAAUCCGGACGAAGAAAGACUAUUUUAUGCUUGGUUUCCAGCAAUUUAUCUUGGUCAACUGGGGAUCGACUCUUUCUUGCUUCAAUAUAAGAAAUCAAACAACAGUGAUGUUAAAAUUGUUGUACGUGGCCAUCAGAUUCGGCCUCAGCCUCCAAAUUCGACUGAAAGAGAUUUUAGCUUGUUGGAUAAAGUGGAUGCAUUCCAUGACAUGGGUUGGUGGGUCGGAGAUAUUACAAAAGUUCUUAAAGGAAACAAGUAUGCGGUCACUUUAAGUUGCACGAGGCAGGAGAAGGAAUUCAGCCUUUCAGAAUUGAGGACUCACAUGGAUUGGAAUGAUGGAGGAUGGGCUACUAUGAGCCAUGGAAGAUGGAUUACUGAAGUUCGGGAAUUUCACUUUAGAAGGGGGUCUGAAGCACAAUCAAAGCAUUCAUGUCAGAGUUCCAAACGUGAUUAUGAAUUACAAUCUUGUGAGAGUUUCGGAAACUCUGACGUAGGUACACCACUUCGAAAGAAAACACCUUGUUCUAGGAUCUCAGUGAAAAUUCAAUCGAAGCCCUUGAGUCCUUGCACGGAUAAAUUACCUUAUGGAAAGACCAAAAAGAAAUUGAAAAUGUCUCCGCAACCUAAAGAUGAUGCAACAAUUUUAACGCAACCUAAAGAUGAUGCAACAAUUUUAAGUCUUUACAAGAAGUUAAAAGGUGGGCAUUCAGAUGACUCCUUAUCUUUGGAGAAACCAUUUGCAAGGAGAACGCUGGUUAAAACUCUAAACAAAGAAUCCCCAGUUAUUAAUGUUUUGAAGAUUGCGAAACAGAAGGUUAGAGGACUAGAUGAUCAAGCAUUAACUCAUUUCAAAAGAAAAGGCAAGAAAAGCAGUGAAAUCGAAAAGACCGGUGAAGUAAAUGUUGGAGAUGAGCAUGUAAUGGACAACACUGAAUCUUCUGGUAUCAAGUCAGAGUCUGAAGCAACAGGGGGAUCUCAUGCUGAAGCAUCAUGUCUGCUCCGUAUGGAGGGGGUUGGACAAAAUGAAGAUGGAGUGAGCAGUGCAGUAGAAGGGAAUGGAAAACUGACUGCAUUGCUUGUUGAAGGCGAGGAACAUAAUGGCGGUGGAUCUAUGGCUGCGGAUUGCUCGAAUGAUAUAUUCGAAUUGUCUAUGAUCACAAGGUUGGAUUUGAAAGGUGAGAAGCACGAUGGAACUGGAGUUGUUGCUCAAGUUGAAUCGACUGAGACUCAAGUUGCAAAAGAUAAAGGUUCUGAAGAUGCAAUGGUCGAAGAGGAAGCUGUACAUUCUGCAAUGGAUAUCGAUAAAGGCAUUACAAGUAUUACAGUGGGCUCAAGUAACCCUGCUGGGAUUUCCAAACAACAAAGUGAGGUCAGACAACAGGUUGAAACUGGCGUAAUAGGUUCUGAAGAAGCAAUGAGAGAGAUGGAAACUGUGAAUUCGACAAUGGAUUACUUGACACAAGAAGGUCAGGUGGCUGUGACUGGAGUAUUGCCAAAGACAUCUGCUCAUGAUCAACCUUUAUCACUGUGCAUAAAUGAAAUGCAUUCUGUAAAAACCAUAGGUGGUACAAGUAACCCUGCUGGGACUGCCAGCCAACAAAAUGAGGUUAAUGGAAGACAAGUUGAAAUUAGUGUCACAGGUAACCUUGAUGGGACUCCGAACCAACAAAACGAGGUUAAUGGAAGACAAGUUGAAACUGGUGUCACAGAUGGGGCCGAUGCGGAGCAAAACAACAAUGCAGUGAGACAGGUGGAAACUGUUGAUUCUCCAAUGGGUUGCUUGACAAAAGAACUUCAGGUGGCUGUGACUGGAAUAUCCAAAAAGGCAUCUGCUCAUGAUCAACCCUUUUUGUUGUGCACAAGUGAAAUGUAUUCUGUCAAACCUACAGAGGGCUCAAGUAACCCAGCCGAGACUGAUAACCAACAAAAUGAGGUUACAGGUACACAAGUUGAAACUGGUGUCGCUGUUAACAUUGAGCAACAAGACAGUCCAGAUUCGCCAUUUGUGAAAUCUUAUCCUGAAAUUUGGCAAAAAGUUGAAUCUAUGGAUGCAUUUAGAAGAUAUCCGCAAAAACCACAUUUUUAUCCUUUAGUUAAGUGUGGAGAGCUUAGUCGUGAAUCAUUAGCCAUUGCAAAGAUGCUAACCUUUGCCUCUUUGGUUGAGAAGACCUCCAAGUUGAACAUUGAGGUUCCUGACGACUUCUUUGAUAGCAGCUUCCAAGAACUAGGUGAUUUAGAAACGUUUGGAUUUGAUGUCAAGGGAGUACGUGACCGUCUGAACUCUUUGCUAGAAAUGAAAGUUCAGUUGGGGCAGCUUCAGGAUAAGUCAAAGGAAGUUGAAAUUCAGAUUGCUGAGCAAACUCAAGAAAGAAAGAAACAUAAUGAAAAAAUCAGUGGGGUUGCUAAGCAGAUUAAGGACUUGCAGGAUCAACUGGUGGUGCUAAUGUCAGAGGAUGCGGCCAAGGGUACUGAAAUUAGCAGGUUGCAAUCCGAAGAAAACGCCAUCGCUGAAAGCAUUCUGAGCACCCGUCGUAACUUUGAGAAACUGAGCGAAGCAUGGUGAUCCUUGUGAUACCAUUCUUUUGACUGUAAUGGUGAAAGUGAUACCAAGCUAGUCUGUAGUUUAUUUUGUAACAGCUAUUAGCCCUACAAAUGGUGGCAAAAGGUAUCUGUACUGCAGUGUCGUCAGCCAGUAAUUAAGUUAACCUCUUUCUGGUGUA
Molecule: messenger RNA, 3386 nt
Organism: Pyrus x bretschneideri (Chinese white pear)
Lineage: Eukaryota; Viridiplantae; Streptophyta; Magnoliopsida; Rosales; Rosaceae
Exons: 15
Coding region: 122-3229 (1035 amino acids)
Source: RefSeq, a predicted model, not a curated record